Empidonax traillii (willow flycatcher) is the source of this 2160-nucleotide messenger RNA. RefSeq names its product monoacylglycerol O-acyltransferase 1 (gene MOGAT1). The coding region runs from base 63 to 1067 and encodes 334 amino acids. The record is from RefSeq and is a predicted model, not a curated record. Gene Ontology annotation, cellular component: endoplasmic reticulum membrane. Gene Ontology annotation, molecular function: diacylglycerol O-acyltransferase activity. Lineage: Eukaryota; Metazoa; Chordata; Aves; Passeriformes; Tyrannidae. Gene Ontology annotation, biological process: triglyceride biosynthetic process; diacylglycerol biosynthetic process. The transcript has 6 exons.
GCUGAGCCUGAGCCUGGAGCCGGCAGGUCCGCGCCUCCCCGCGCUGCUGUCCGCCCGUCAGCAUGAAGGUCGAGUUUGCCCCCAUCAACAUCCCCCUAAAGAGGAGGAUCCAGACAGUCGCCGUGCUGCAGUGGAUCUUCUCCUUCCUCCUGCUUGGACAGUUUUGCUGUGGAUUCUUCGUGAUCCUGAUCCUGGGCAACUUCUGGUUCCUUGCUGUGCUGUAUCUGCUGUGGCUCUACCUCGACUGGGAAACACCAUGUGCUGGGGGCAGACGGUCCCAGUGGGUCAGAAGCUGGACUGUUUGGAAGUACUUCAGGGAAUACUUUCCCAUUCACCUGAUAAAAACUUCAGAUCUGAACCCAAAUCACAACUACUUACUUGGCUUUCACCCUCAUGGGGUCCUGGUAGCUGGAGCCUUCGGAAACUUUUGCACCGGUCCAAGUUUCAAAAAUUUAUUUCCUGGGCUUACUCCGUAUCUUCAUAUCAUGCCCAUCUGGUUUGGCUGUCCCUUCUUCAGAGAAUACGUAAUGAGUGCUGGAAUGGUUUCUGCAUCCAAAGAGAGUGUCUCCUAUGUGCUGAAUAAAAAAGGAGGUGGCCACGCAUCCGUCAUUGUGAUCGGAGGAGCAGAGGAAUCUCUGAAUGCACAUCCUGGAAGUCUGACACUGAACAUCCUCAAGAGGAAGGGCUUUAUUAAAAUGGCCCUGAAACACGGGGCUCAUCUGGUCCCGGUGUUCUCCUUUGGGGAAAAUGAACUAUUCAAACAAGUAGCAAACCCCAAAGGCUCGUGGCUCAGAAAUGUACAGGAAAAGCUGCAAAAGAUAAUGGGCUUUGCUUUACCCCUGUUUCAUGCUAGAGGAGUAUUUCAAUACAGUUUUGGCUUAAUACCUUACAGGCAACCCAUUCAUACUGUUGUGGGAAGCCCCAUCCCUGUGAAACAGAACUUGAACCCCACCACUGAAGAGAUUGAUGACCUACAUGCAUUGUAUCUACAGAAACUAAGGCAAUUGUUUGAAGAACACAAAAAAAACUACGGGAUCCCUGAGCAUAGAUCUCUCAUCUUCGAGUAGCAAAUUACAAUUUGAAAUUCCAAAUCUCAUGGAAAGAAACAGUAUCUGCUGAAAGAUGUCUUUGUUGCAAUCCAUAUUUUGCAAGCUGUAAUUAUCCUUAUGCAAGGAAUACUUUUAAGAAGGGAUUAUUAGAUGAUAUAUUGAUUUUUAUCUUACUUUUGGGUGGGUGGGGGAAAUCUUUGGGAUGUGAGCCUCGAAGCCAGUGCUGUUUUGAGUUGUCCUUUUAGGUUUAUCUGUACCAGAAAUGCAAGAGACCCCACAUAGAUGUUCUUACUGCCACGGUACCUACCCAUAGCUUGAGCACAGGAAAUCGCCCCAGCAUGAGAUCACGAGCAGGAAAAGUAAAAACCCGAGAAGUCUUUGACUAGAAGUUAAGAGACUUUCCAGCAUUUAUCAAACAUGGCAUCAGGUUGUUCUCUGAACGCCAGAAAUCCCUGCUGCUCUUCCAGAGAGAUGAUGGUGUGUGUUUUCAGCAGAUGGGUAUUGCAAACCAUUUACAUGAGAAUUCAAGAAUGAAUAGGAGCUUUCAGCCCUGAAUAGGAUAUUGGCGAAAGUGGUUUGUCCAAAGUUGUGAGGCAGAGCAAACCUUCUGUUUGGAGGAGAACAGUGUGUUGAGCUUUUGUGUGCAUGUGUGUGCUGGGUGGUGGGAAGCACUGAAUGACGUGACAAUGAAUGUGUGGGACAACCUGUGUUUUGAAUCUUCAGUUUGGAAGACGAAGCAGCUUUGAUAGUUCCAGCUCCAGAGGAGAUGGCAGGCACAGGACAGGAGAAGUGAGGGAAUCGUGUGAACUUUACACCUUGUGCAAAGCAGAAAUGAUCACACGUCAAGCACCUGCACAGAAGGAAGGGGAGCCCGGUUUGCUCAGUCUGGUUCUGAAAUUUCACCAAGGAAAGUGUACUUGGUCAUGCCUUUUUCUUCCCCACUAACAGGUGUGGGGAAGCACGUUACAGCUGUGCUGCAGUGUGACACAGCUGCAAUGCCAGGACAGUGUGAGCACAGCUGUAGGGUGCAGCAGGUUAAGAGGGUGCUUUGUAUAUAAACCAGGUGCCUAAAGUUGUAUCCUAAAUGUGGAUAUCAAUUUCAGAAAAAAAG